Molecule: messenger RNA, 1339 nt
Organism: Pseudonaja textilis
Lineage: Eukaryota; Metazoa; Chordata; Lepidosauria; Squamata; Elapidae
Source: RefSeq, a predicted model, not a curated record
UUAAGGGCUCUUGCUCCUGAGACUGCAGUCACAAGCUCACACAAAGCCGUGGGGUCCAACGGUCGUUCUGCUUUUUCCAGGGGCUCCUGACAAAAGUGGAUGUCAUGCCCAGGUGCGUAACCUUCUAACAUGGAAGACGGAGGUCAGAAAGAAGUAAUCGACUUGAAUAGUUUCCGGAGCCAUCGAGGGAAAGAUAGGGUUAACCACCGAGACGAGGGACUCAUCACGAUAUCGGACUCCUCGGACGAAGACUUGCCUGUGAUGUUGGACACACCUGUUAACCUGCAGUGGGAAGACGAGGAUGAUGAAGACGUGGUCAUCUUGAUGGAGACAGCCACCAAGAAAUUCCUGCGGCCCAACGUCAUCAAGCCCGCCGCUCCCUGGCAAGUCAUUAACAAGACGGGGGAAGGAGGAUCUAGUGGCGACGUGGUGGCCCUCCCUCACAAAGACCAGAAGGCCAAAACCCCGACUUCUCCGAGGCUGCCGGGGACCCGCCGGAACGGCCUGAAGACGGGAAGUGCGAGAGCAAGCGCGAGCCAGACCGAGGUCUUGGAGUUACCCGAUUCUCCGGAUCCUGCAGACCCCGGGGACGUGAGGGGCACCGAGGCUGGGCCCAGCGUGGCUCAGAAGAGAGACGUUGUCCCGGAGGUCAUUAAUUUGGAGGAAGCGGGGGCCAAUCAGGACAACAACCCAGAAGGCGAACGAGAUCGGACACUCCCGCCACGGCCAGCCCCCAACCUGGGAAGGGUUUCCCACUGCGCCCAGCAGAACAUGCGGCUGGAUCAUCCGUACUUCCAGCCGGCGAAGAAGGAGGCACGAACUGGGGUCCACCCCCUUCCUUCUCAGCCAGCACCGUUGGAACGAGAGCUGGGGCCUUUGCCGAGGGUUUACCAAGGAGAGAUCCCCGGGCCGGCUUUCCCCAGGCCUGAGCCUCAGCAGGAUGGGAUCCCAGGGCCGGCGUCCCCUCAACUUGCUCACCCGCCGGAGGAAAAUGGAGGCCAGCCAGCGGCAAUAAACGAGCAGGCCGGGCCAGCGUUUCCAGUCCAAGGGUCGCUGGAUACCAGCACCAGUGAGCUUCCCAAGCAGACGGCGACCCUGCUGGACAAAGAUCUCUUUGUGCUACUCACCCGAGAAACGGAAGCCAGGUUUCCAGACGCAACGAGAGAGUACAUCGAAGAGCUGAUACAGAGCAAAAACUGCAGCGACUUAAACAUACUCUGUAAUUUUCUUCUGGAAAAUCCAGACUAUCCAAAGAAGGAACUCAGUAUGGUUUUAAAUCCAAAUAGCAGCCUGCUUUCCAGCCAAGACGAGACAAAGGCAAGUUGAAAUUUUCCUUCUC